GAGCUGGGAGGGAGCUUUAAGGGGCGGACGGGCGGGAGGUCGGGGUCCUCCGGGGAUUAGAGCCGGUGGGCUCGCUGUGGGCGCCAUUUCUCGGCGUCUCCCGAGGAGUCGCCCCUUCCUCAGCCUUGCUCGGCUCUUUUCCCCUCUGGUCGCCGGGGCCGCGCCGUCCCCGCUCAGUGACAAAAAUGCUGAGUUUCUUCCGUAGAACACUGGGGCGUCGGUCUAUGCGUAAACAUGCAGAAAAGGAACGACUCCGAGAAGCACAACGCGCAGCCACACAUAUUCCUGCAGCUGGAGAUUCUAAGUCCAUCAUCACGUGUCGGGUGUCCCUUCUGGAUGGUACUGAUGUUAGUGUGGACUUGCCAAAAAAAGCCAAAGGACAAGAGCUGUUUGAUCAGAUUAUGUACCACCUGGACCUUAUUGAAAGCGACUAUUUUGGUCUGAGAUUUAUGGAUUCAGCACAAGUAGCACAUUGGUUGGAUGGUACAAAAAGCAUCAAAAAGCAAGUAAAAAUUGGUUCACCCUAUUGUCUGCAUCUUCGAGUUAAGUUUUAUUCGUCAGAACCAAAUAAUCUUCGUGAGGAGCUAACCCGGUAUUUAUUUGUUCUUCAGUUAAAACAAGAUAUUCUCAGUGGAAAAUUAGACUGUCCCUUUGAUACAGCAGUGCAGUUGGCAGCUUAUAAUCUGCAAGCUGAACUUGGUGACUAUGAUCUUGCUGAGCAUAGUCCUGAACUUGUCUCUGAGUUCAGGUUCGUGCCUAUUCAGACUGAAGAGAUGGAACUGGCUAUUUUUGAGAAAUGGAAGGAAUACAGAGGUCAAACACCAGCACAGGCUGAAACCAAUUAUCUGAAUAAAGCCAAAUGGCUAGAAAUGUAUGGGGUUGAUAUGCAUGUGGUCAAGGCUAGAGAUGGGAAUGACUAUAGUUUGGGACUAACACCAACAGGAGUCCUUGUUUUUGAAGGAGAUACCAAAAUUGGCUUAUUUUUUUGGCCAAAGAUAACCAGAUUGGAUUUUAAGAAGAAUAAAUUAACCUUGGUGGUUGUAGAAGAUGAUGAUCAGGGCAAAGAACAGGAGCAUACAUUUGUCUUUAGACUGGAUCAUCCGAAAGCAUGCAAACAUUUAUGGAAAUGUGCUGUGGAGCAUCAUGCCUUCUUCCGCCUUCGAGGCCCUGUCCAAAAGAGUUCUCAUCGAUCAGGAUUUAUUCGACUAGGAUCACGAUUUAGAUAUAGUGGGAAAACAGAGUAUCAGACCACAAAAACCAAUAAAGCAAGAAGAUCAACAUCCUUUGAAAGAAGGCCCAGCAAACGAUAUUCUAGACGAACUCUACAAAUGAAAGCAUGUGCUACAAAACCUGAAGAACUUAGUGUUCACAAUAAUGUUUCGACCCAAAGUAAUGGCUCCCAACAGGCUUGGGGGAUGAGAUCUGCUCUGCUUGUGAGUCCUUCCAUUUCCUCUGCUCCUGUGCCAGUGGAGAUAGAGAAUCUGCCACAGAAUCCUGGAACAGACCAGCAUGACAGGAAAUGGCUCUCUGCUGCCAGUGACUGCUGUCAACGUGGUGGAAACCAGUGGAACACAAGGGCCUUGCCCCCACCCCAGACCGCACAUAGAAACUACACUGACUUUGUUCAUGAGCACAGUGUGAAGAAUGCAGGAAUCCGUCAUGAUGUUCAUUUUCCUGGCCAUGCAGCCAUGACUGAGAUAUGAGUGUUGAGCCUGUUAGGCAUUGGGACUCUUUGUCAUGCAAGUUGAUGGUAUACAUUAUCUGGUGUUUAUGGGAGAAUUUAUAGUGGAGUCACUAGUUGUUUAGUGCUGUUUGUAAUUGAAUUCUUCCACGAAAGGGGCAAGGAAUCUAAGAAGCCGUAUGCCGUCAAUGAUAAUGAUUAAUUUUUUGUAUUGAAAAGAGUAUGUAUACCAUUGUGAUUUUGGAAAGGUUUUCAUGAUUUUAGUAUGUGAACACAUCACCCAGACUAUAUCUAAGGAGAAAGUUUGUGUUUGUGAACAAGGUGCCCAUUAUUCCCCCACCACAUGCCAUCCAAAGAGAUCGAGGUUAAAAGAAUCAGACACACUAAAAACACACUGGAAGCAUGUCCAGGCAUGAUAUAUCAGCCUUUUGAGAUAUUUAUUAAAAACUUGUUCUUAUACACUAUUUUAAUAUGUCUAAAGUGACACAUGCCUUAAUUUAAGUGCCUAAGAUUUGAAUUAAUGUAAUUUUAAAUUACAAACACUUUUACUUUUUAAUAAACACAAAUAUUUUAACUUACCAAAAAGUUUAGAGAUCACAUUAAUAAUGUGGCUCUUGUAUAGAGAAAUCUGAGUGGUUACUUUUGAAUGGUUAACUGGUUAACCAUUCAGUGGUUGACUGAGUGGUUACAUUACUACUGAAUGGUUAUAUAAAAUGGAAAACAUAUUUACUUUGUCUUUUCAUUUUACUGGCUUUUCUCUUUCAUCUCAUACACCUGACAGAUUACCCAGGUUUGCAACAGUCUCAUAAUCUGAUACUGUACAACCUUUAAAAUAAAAUUCUGAAGCCAAAACCAUAUGAUUUUUAGAUUGUAUUACUAUUUUUGAUCCUUUUUGAACUUUAGAAUUUCAAGCUCCUUAGUUUAAUUAAUAGAGGCAUAUUAGCUGGAAAAAGUCCAUUUCUGAUAGGAAAAAAUGUAAGGGAAGCAUUUCUUCUGUCUUUUUUUAGUUUUCUUUUAGAUUUUAGAAAAAUUUUCAAACUUAAACUCUGUAUAUAGAAAUUUAUAGAUAUUUUGUAUUUCGACGAGUUUAUAAUGCUUCAAGAUAAUGAAGCUUCAUUAUAAGCAGCUUAACUCAUUUAAUGCAUCCUGCUCACAUAGAGGUUGGUUUUAUAUCUCAAAUCCUUCCUGCCAGACAAAGAUUAAGGUUUCAGAGGGCUUAAUACUGGACUAUUGGCUCAAUACUGAGUGGUCGGUUGCAGUUUGUCCAUAGAAGACCUAAAUAAGCAGAACUUACUAAUACUUAAAGAACAAAAUUUGUAGGCAGGUUUCAAUCUGAGUUCAGUAUAAUUAUAUAUAAGGGGAUGGCCACUCAAAGUAUUUAGCGCAUCCUCUAAAUAGAAAUAGAUCUGUAUCUUAAAUAGCCUGGCUCCCAUCUUUAUAAGCCCAUCUUCAUUUAGUGAGCUUAAAAAUGGCCACUAAUGUAUGGCCCUUAUAAUUGUUUUAGACUUUACUAGCUCAGAUGAUAAUUGCUAAGUAUUGUCAUUGCUGAUAUUUUUUCUUAAAAGAGAGGAAUUUGGAUCAUAACAUUUUAAGUACAGAAGCUCUGGGUUCAAGAAAAGAUUUCAUGGUAUGUAUAUCAUUUAAAAAAGUACUGUUUCUAUAGUAGAAGCCAAAGAGGCACAAUGAAUAACAAGCUUUCCUGGUCUUUUAGAAAGCUGUAAGGUUUGACUUGACUCACUUUAAAAUUAUUCUUAAUCUGCAGGACAGAUGCUGAUAUAAUGCCCCAUAUAUAUCUUAGCAGAUUGUAAUUGAAGAGUAAGAGCUUUCAGUUCAUAUUGAAAGUAGCCAUUUCUAUAGAAUUUGAAUUAAUCAGUACUGUUACAUUUAAGGGAAGAUUCACAUCAUGGUUUUUCUUUUGUUGAAAACCUUGUUGUAAAGAAUUCAUUUGUGAAUUCCUGAUGAGAGAAACUGGAUUGGAUGGGUGUUAGGGAUGGAGGCAGCGAUAGGGGUGAGGAAAGUAAAGGGCUAAGGCUGGAUGGUAGUAAAAUUAAACUUAUCUAUUUUAUAAAAGUUGCCAUAUGCUUCAGAAUUUCUUAUCAAAUAUGGCACAUAUUUGUUCUUUCUACUGAUAUUUGCAAGAUGGAUAUAUAUGUUGUUUCCAGAGCUAUCAGGUAUUUAUAAGUAGCUCAAUCUAAAUUAAAUAAAUUGUCACCAACCUAUUUACACUCUGCAUUUUAUUAUGCCUAAAGGGUCAGUGAUGAUAAAAUUCGGAAUUAGAGAAGUAAUACCCUCCAGAAGCGCCUUACUGGGUCACCGUCCUUUUGAUCAAAGGGUGUCAGCAGCACAGAACUUAAGUAUUAUGUCAUUUAAUUUAUAGUGCUUUGGCUAAUUUUAUUUAACAUAAUUAAUUUUAACAUCCUGAAUUAGGUUGGUUUUAUUUUGACUGUUUGUACAGUCAAGGAAACUUGUAGAAACACAGCAAAGCUAGUGACCUUCACACUUUCAUGCAUGAACAUAAAUGAGCUCAUAAGAUCAUUGUCUCUUUUUGUUGAAUUUCAAAGGCAUUUACCUAUCUUGGAGUAAAACCUAAUGUUUCUGACCUUGAUAGGAUAAUCAUAGAUAAUAUACUUUUAAAUGAAUUUGCAGAGAAAAAUAAAUUUUAUUUGUGCUGCUAUGUGUAUAAUAUGUCUAUUUUGAAAAGCACCUAGUAUACAAACACUAAUAUUGUAAUACCAGUAUAAUUCAAAUCAUCUUUUUUUUGGAGGGGAGUUUAUUUAAAGUGUUGGACAAAAAAAUGUUAUUUAUAACACUUGGUUGGGUCUUUUUUUUUUUUUUAAUUUCUUGUUGUUGUUCACUGUUCAAAAGGUACAUCACCAAGUUGGAUCUUUUUAUUCACCAAUGUAAACUGAACAAGUUCGACGAUGGUUGUCCGCUAUUAGUGCCUCAUGCCCAAAUGGUGGGAACUAUGGUUGUUUGAGCCAUGGUACUGUCUUUGGUCAGGGCACAUUCUUCAUUUCUAAACCAUAGUUCAUUGCUUUGAGAGGCUGUUAUUUUAGUGUUAGUCUUUGAAUAUUGGUUUGAAAAUAAUACAGUUACUAUUUUUUAUGGUUGGUAUUAGGACCAUUAUUUGUUUUGCUAAAACAAAAUCAUCUUGUUUCAAUAACAUUUUAUCUCUUUCCCACCACAUACUUCCUUCCUGAAUUUUAAUAUGUAUUAUACCACAUCAUCAGUUAUAUUCUUGCUUUCCAGGAUUGUUGUGAAUGCUUGCAUGUGAGAUGCUUUUACAUAAGGGCUAGGAUUUGGAGAUACUUCUGUGGUGGGGAAACAGCUUUCUUUCCUUCCUCCUUCAUGCCUGCCUCUUCCCCUGCCCCCAUGUAUAAAAUGUGAUUUAUCAGCUCCUUUCUAGAUAUUAUGAAUCAUGUGAAUUUAGAUAUGGUAGUCUUCCUCUACCCCCCCCCCUUUGCAGAACAUAAAAAUUUCUCAUCCUCUGUUCAUAAAAAUGUUUACUCACAUGAAAACAUUGUGAGAAUGGAAUCUUGUUCCAUUAACGUUAGCCUUGGUGGUGUAGAAAUUAGGACAUGAAGCAUGUCACUUUCAGUGUAAAAUAUGUCAAGGAGCUUAAUUUCUUUCAUCAAUUCUGGACAAUUGCUAAUGUAGUAAUACACUUUAGUUGCUUUGAGCACCUUGGGCUGGUGAGAAGGGACAUACAUAGUAUCUUUGUUAAAGAAUGAGUUACGAGAAGAGAAAAUUAAAAAAAAAAAUUGGUGAAAGGAAAA
This is a messenger RNA of Chlorocebus sabaeus (green monkey), 5457 nucleotides long. It is a transcript of the gene EPB41L5, whose product is annotated as erythrocyte membrane protein band 4.1 like 5. Gene Ontology annotation, biological process: actomyosin structure organization. The record is from RefSeq and is a predicted model, not a curated record. Gene Ontology annotation, molecular function: cytoskeletal protein binding. Lineage: Eukaryota; Metazoa; Chordata; Mammalia; Primates; Cercopithecidae. Gene Ontology annotation, cellular component: cytoskeleton.